This is a messenger RNA of Drosophila montana, 3112 nucleotides long. RefSeq lists its product as uncharacterized. NCBI's taxonomy places the organism in Eukaryota, Metazoa, Arthropoda, Insecta, Diptera, Drosophilidae. The transcript is spliced from 2 exons. The record is from RefSeq and is a predicted model, not a curated record. Bases 109 to 2901 code for a protein of 930 amino acids.
UUCGUGCUUGAAAGCUACUUUCAUUUAUUUAUGUUUUUUUAUUUUAUUUUUUUAAUUUUUAUUUUACUAAUAUAUUUGGCGGAAAAAAAUUGUUGAGGUGCAAGAACAAUGGAGGCAGAUCAACCGAUCUCAGCUAAAGUCUGCUUCCUUUUCGACAUUAUAGUAACUCGCUUGCGAAUGUACAAGGAUAAAAUCGACGAUCCGCAGCGACUAACGGUUAAUGUUAGGCUUAACAAAAUACCAAUUACCGUCACAGCGAGCCGUAUAAAUGUGAGCGAAUUCCAAUCUGGACGCCGCAUUGAAUUCACAACAGAACCCGAAACAAUGCGCCAAAACCUGGAGGCUGAUGGCUUGCCAAUAGUUGUGCGAUUUGGUGGGCUCAGUUUGGGGAACGCACGCAUCCAAUUUCCCCAGAACUUCAUCGAUAGCAUUCAGGAUGGGAUGAGUGACCUACUACAUGCGGACACAUGUAGCAUUAUACGCCGUGAUGCCGAGGUGGGCACUAUAGAGAUUCUUUGCAUUCUGGUUGUCAAGUGCGUGGAGCAACCCAAACAGACAGAACCCUGUAUAAAGAGCUUCGGCAGCCUGGGAAGGGAUAUUAAUGCGCCUGACAUCAUGUUUGUACUGGGCGAUCCCGAUCCCUGCCCCACGAUUUGUGAACCGUGCGCGGAUGAGCUGGAGCAAGAGGAGGGUGACGAGCAACUUAAGCUGGAUCUAAAUCGCUAUCCCAGCCUUAACCAGAACGUCACUGAACCACCUGAGGAGAUUUGUGGCACGGAAGCAUGCUGCCAAUUACAAGCUCUAACGAAGCAUUACGGGCAAAUAAUCGAUUCGGUUCUGAAGAAUGCAAUUAGCUUAACUACAUCGAACCUUAAUAAGGAUCUAGUUAUCACGGACUGGAGCGGCAAACAGAGAAGCUUCCCACAAAAGUAUGUUGAUCGCUCGAUACCCAUUCCUACUGGAGACAUAGAAGAGAUGGGAAUAAAGCCCAUACGUUUCUGUCCUGUUUGCCUCACUUCAAUGUCGUGGCUGCCCAAAUACUCUCCCUGUCCAAAAUGCUGUACUGAAGCCAUGCCUCAAAUUGAGACUAUACCCGGCCAAACGCUUACGGCCGACCAAAUUAUGAAUGAGUUUCUCAAAGUGCCUGCAAAAUCAGUCGAAGAUGAUGAUAGGAAGGAGCCCGAUUACUCCAAACGCUGUACCUGCACGGUUAAAAAAAUUUGUACUCAUUGUCGCAUUCGCAAUUUGUGCGCAGACAUGUUCAAACCGGUCGUUCACGAAGAAAAGUGCCCCGAAGUCAAGCCUAAGCCAGAUGAGGACUUUUGUGUUAUAGUCGAGUCCGACAGCUUAGGGCCCGAGGCAUGUCGCCCCUAUUUAGAACGUGUAUUCGGCGAGCUUACAGAUCUCUACGGCAAAAGGGCUGCUAAUGCUAAAAAAGCUGAAUUACAGAAGCAUUUUGGACAAGCUUCGGUAGCCAGACAGACACAGGAAUUGGGUCAAAAUUCAUCAACGGGCGCCAUACAAAACGCGACUAGUAGUCCGGACUAUUUGCAACGGACGUCGCAUGGCCCAAAAAUUGGCCAUAAGACUUGUCUUAGGCGUCACGUCUGCGUCUCCCGUCGACACGGCUGGGCGUGGCCAUCGACCAAAAAAGCGCGCAAACAUGGCUGGCGCCCAGGAGCCAUUUGUCGCUAUGCUGGAACCGUGAUGAGGUUCUUUUUGCAAUACUCGCGAGAGAAUAAUGCAUUUAACAUCUGCCGGCGAGCUGAAGAACAAGAAAGAAGAAAACCGCUUCCUAUUCUCAACGUGUGCAAGAGAAAUGGCGCAAUAUACAUAACAUUGCGUGCGGUCAAUAAUCCAAAUAUAGAAAUGAAACCUAUUGUAUUCAAGAUAGUAAAAAGCGAUCUAGCCGUGGCCCUCAGGGAGAUCAAGAAGAAGCUCAAGGACAAGGGCUUCCGCAAGUGCACGUGUCAUAAAACGGUGAUGUUGUGCGUCUGUCGCAAAAUGUUGGAAAAGAAAAAUCUCGAAGAUGCACUGCAGAGGGAGUGUAAACGUCGCGGUAUGGAGAAUUGUGUGGACCACCUGAUCCUCACAGACACCAGUGACAGUGAAAUAGAGUUUAAUUUUGACGUGACCCCGCCGGCAGGCGUGGCAAAGCCCCAGCUAUCUAUAAAACCUCGCACUGUCACCUUGAGUACACAGACGAAUCAGAAAGACAAAGCCCGACCCAAAUAUCCCAUCGAACUUAGUCCCUACUGGCGGGCCUAUGACUGUGCUGCAGGCGAUCGGUACACGAGCACAGCGUUCGGUAGGCCCGGUGAAGCUGUAUUUGAGGAUGGCAUCUUUGGAUACGGGGGCGGCGGACCGCAUGGACCAUACGCUACUCCCGGUGGGAGGGCCAAGACUCACGGAAUAUGGGGUGCGGGCCCAGGUGGGCCUAUACAAGGUGGUGGACGUGGAGGUAAUAAGGGCGGUCCAGGCGGAAAGGCUUUUCCUGGUGCUAAACAGAAACCAACAGGAAGUAGUGCGCCCAUCCCAGUAAGAAUGCCUAAACGCUAUGUUGAAGCUUUGAAGAAAGCUGCCCAGGCAGAAAAAGAUGCAGUGCAGAAUGAGAUUGCAAAGAAGAAAAAGGGCAUUGACCUAAUGAAGUAUUUGAUGAAGCACGAUGCAAUUCCCACACCCUGGAACCCUAAUGAGCCUAAGCCAGAAGUAAAAACCAAGACAGGUCCGAUCGUAGGGCCAGAUGGGCUGACCGAUGCACAGCGCAAGCGUCGGGCUCUUAACCAGAUCUGCAUCCCACCAUUUGAGAGCCUGGCGCGGCUUGGUAAGGGUUUCGAUCCGUGCGCUCAAAGCUACUCUCCUUGUGCUCAGUGGUGUCCUCCUUGCGGCUACUAUGGCUAAGAAACAUCGAGUUCUUGAUGUCGAAUCUUAAGUAUCAACAUGACUAGACUACAACUCGCAGCUUAUAGGAAAUCAAAUACGAGAUUACCGCCAAAUAAGACGAACUUUUAAAAAAGGCAUUUCGGAAUGAUAAAUAAUACAUAAAAAAAAAACAACCAUUUCGCAUAGGUCACAAUGCCAAUAAAUUUUAUCUUAUUAUGAAUAUUACAAA